CUUGAAACAGAAAAAAAAAAAACAGAGGAUCCCAUCUCAGAAUAUUUCGUUGAGAGAAAAACUGAUUGAUAUUUCAGAUUCUACUUCUUACUCUCUCUCUUCUCUCAAUUGCCUUAAUCCUCUUUUUCCAAGAGGAUUUCCAUCUCAGUAGAUUGAUUCUGGUAGUCUAUGGCAACUCCUAAGCAUGUUAAGUUUUGCACUCACCAGAAGGUGGGAAUCCUGUUGAUAUUCUCUGUUGGCUUUGGCUUUUUCUUGCAGAGUUCAUCUUCAAGUGAGGAGACAAGGUGUGAGUCGAGUUCCAAUUCCAACAACUCAUAUUGUGGUUUCAGGAAGUAUAUUAUGGAAUCUUAUUUUGAAAAAUAUGAUAGCUUGCUUGAACCAAAUUUCCAAAACUUCAUAGUAGAUGAACUUCUUUUUAAUACCUGCAAGCUGCUGCCAGAUAAUCUGAAUCAUCUUUUAAGAGUAUCAGUUCCAUGGCGCCAUUUGAUUGGUGAAGGUUCUCAUCGCCAUAUAUCAUCAACUAUCAGAUUCCACAUGCAGCCAGAUUCCAUGUCUCAGCUACGUGCUCACUUUUGUAAAGUUAUCAUUAUUGAGAGACUGCCGACAGGAGUCUUUGCUGACCCAUUUGAGCUCCAACACCUGCUCAAGCGUGGUGUAUUUACUGAUGUGGCUGUUUUUGGAGAUACAAAUUUGGAAUUGCCCUCUGUUCUAUCGAAUCAGUCAGCUGUUGAGAUUCAUAUGAAGGUUGCUCCCACGUCCUUGUUGGGACAUAUAAGUGAACUGGAAAUCAGUGCAGACCUUCCAUUGCAUGCGCGAUAUCCUCCCCUCGAUGACAGUGGCUAUUCAGAAGUGGAAUUUGGUGAACCUGAAAUAUUCCUGCGCUGCAGCAUGGAAGAAAAUGGGGACCAUGAGAGCUGCCUACUUAUGCCAACCAAUGACAGGACAGGAUCUAGAACUGACAAUGUCGUGUGGAGAAUACCUUCAGGAAUAAGGGCACAUGCUGGCAUUGUAUCUGCUGUAACUUUUCUUGCAGCCUCUAUAUCUACUCUUUUAAUCGUCCUAACAUCCAUCUUUUAUUCUGAUAGUAAAUUGUGCAACAAUCUGAAAGAAUCGUAGUUUUGUUAUAUACUCUUGCCGUGAACAAAAUUUUUGUAUAAAACUUUGUGGAGCAACAACUAUCUUCCUGGAA
Molecule: messenger RNA, 1189 nt
Organism: Populus trichocarpa (black cottonwood)
Lineage: Eukaryota; Viridiplantae; Streptophyta; Magnoliopsida; Malpighiales; Salicaceae
Exons: 5
Coding region: 169-1116 (315 amino acids)
Biological process (GO): GPI anchor biosynthetic process
Cellular component (GO): endoplasmic reticulum membrane
Source: RefSeq, a predicted model, not a curated record